CCUUUCUGCCGCCUGGGUGCCCGUGAACUGAGUAGUAUUAAGCCUCAGUUGGAUGCCCAUAAUGUGCGGCUAGUUGGAAUAGGCCUAGAAGAUGUUGGAGUCCAAGAAUUUGUGGAAGGGAAUUAUUUUACAGCAGAACUUUACAUAGAUAGUCAGAAAAAAGCAUACCAGGCUUUAGGAUUUAAAAGGCUUAGCUUCUUCAACCUCUUGUCAGCAAUGUUUGGUAAAAAGUCACGUGAUGCUAUGGGAAAGGUUAAAGAACAAGGCUUAGGUGGUGACACGAAAGGAGAUGGGUAUCAGAAUGGUGGAACAUUAGUUGUCAGUCAAGGAGGUGAAGAUGUGUUAUUAUGUUACAAGCAAGAUGCUCCAUCAGAGAAUGUGGAUCCUGAAGAGAUCAUCAAAGCUCUUUGCAUUCCUCAAAAUCCCCCUCAAGAAGUGGAGACAGGAGCCAUGUCUGCUGAAAGUGAUAAAAGUGAAAAAUUUACUGCUUAGCUUAACCAUUAUUUUGGGCGUAAUACAAAAUCAUAAUAUUCCAAUUUAUAUAUUUUUAAAAGAUUUAGAUAUUUUUUAUAAAUAUUACAAAUAUCAUGAUUUUAUUAAUGUGUUUGUGAUGUAAAAAAUCAUUUGAUGUUUAUUGCUUCUGAAAAUAAUCAAACUGUAACGGAUGAAGCUACAUUGUAAAAACAAAGCAGCAGUGUAGCGGAUGAAAUUUAAUAGUUUGAUAUGGAAAAAAUUAUAUUAAUAAUCCUGUAAAUUGAGUUUUUUUUUUUUCAAGAAAAAGGAAUGUGAGAUAUUUUUUUGUUGUGUAAUAUAGUCUCUAUAAUAUGAAUAAAAAUCUCUAGAACAUCA
Messenger RNA from Limulus polyphemus (Atlantic horseshoe crab), 849 nucleotides. Its product is annotated as prostamide/prostaglandin F synthase-like. Lineage: Eukaryota; Metazoa; Arthropoda; Merostomata; Xiphosura; Limulidae. The annotation marks the transcript as partial. The transcript is spliced from 5 exons. The record is from RefSeq and is a predicted model, not a curated record.